This is a messenger RNA of Acomys russatus (golden spiny mouse), 1767 nucleotides long. RefSeq names its product 2-oxoglutarate and iron dependent oxygenase domain containing 1 (gene Ogfod1). The transcript has 13 exons. Gene Ontology annotation, cellular component: cytoplasm. The coding region runs from base 65 to 1702 and encodes 545 amino acids. The record is from RefSeq and is a predicted model, not a curated record. Lineage: Eukaryota; Metazoa; Chordata; Mammalia; Rodentia; Muridae. Gene Ontology annotation, biological process: regulation of translational termination; peptidyl-proline hydroxylation. Gene Ontology annotation, molecular function: L-ascorbic acid binding; iron ion binding; peptidyl-proline dioxygenase activity.
UGUAGUUUCUGGAGGGAGUGGCGUCCUGAUUUCCUUGGCGUGGGUCAGUGCUUGGUGAGGAGAGAUGAACGGGAAGCGGCCUGCCGAUCCUGGCCCAGCGCGGCCUAUGAAGAAGGGAAAGAAGCAAGUAGCGGCAGAGUUUUCGGACGCUCUCACAGAAGAAACCGUGAGGAAGCAAGUGGCUGAGGCCUGGAGCCGCCGGACUCCGUUCAGUCAUGAAGCUGUUGUCGUGGACAUGGACCCUUUUCCUCACUGCGUGAUCCCAAACUUCAUCCAAAGCCAAGACUUCCUGGAAGGACUUCAGGAAGAGCUUUUGAGCCUGGACUUCCAUGAGAAGUACAAUGAUUUGUAUAAGUUCCAACAGUCUGAUGACUUGAAGAAGAGAAAAGAGCCCCAUAUCUCAGCUUUAAGGAAACUUAUGUUUGAAGAAUUUCGGGCCUGGCUUUCUAAGGUUUCCAGCAUUGACCUAGACCCAACCAUUGACAUGUCCUGUGCUAAAUACGAGUUCACUGAUGCUCUGCUCUGCCAUGACGAUGAGCUGGAGGGGCGCAGGAUCGCCUUCAUCCUGUACCUGGUUCCUUCUUGGGACAGGAACUUGGGAGGCACCCUGGACCUUUACGACACUGACGAACACUUGCAGCCAAAGCAGAUUGUCAAGUCUCUUAUCCCUUCCUGGAACAAGCUGGUGUUCUUCGAAGUGUCUCCAGUAUCCUUUCACCAGGUCUCUGAAGUCCUGUCUGAGGAAACAUCACGUUUAUCUGUAAGCGGCUGGUUUCAUGGUCCUUCACUAACCAGGCCUCCCACCUACUUUGAGCCCCCAGUCCCUCGAAACCCUCACAUCCCACAAGACCAUGAAAUUUUAUAUGAGUGGAUCAACCCUGCCUACCUGGAAAUGGAUUAUCAAAUGCAAAUUCAAGAGGAAUUUGAGGAAAGGUCUGAAAUUCUCCUGAAGGAGUUUCUUAAGCCUGAGAAAUUUGCAAAGGUCUGCGAAGCCUUGGAGAAAGGAGAUGUGCAGUGGAAUAGCCGUGGUCCCCCCAACAAAAGGUUUUAUGAACAGGCGGAAGAAAGUAAUCUCCCUGAUGUACUGAAGGAGUGCAUGCGCCUGUUUCGCUCAGAGGCGCUGUUCUUGCUGCUGUCCAACUUCACUGGCCUGAAGCUUCACUUCUUGGCCCCAUCAGAAGAUGAUGAGAUUGAAGACAAAGGACAGGGAGAAGCAGCCUGUGCUGCUGAUGGCACUGAAGAAGGGACUAGCCAAAGACCCCCAGAGCCUGAGAAUAAUCUGGCAGCCAUUGGUAGCCACAGUCAAGAGAGUGCUGAGCAGGCCGACAUGGAACCACAGGAAGAUGAAGCAAAAAAAGAAUCAAGUGUUCCCAUGUGCCAGGGGGAGCUGAGGCAUUGGAAGACUGGUCACUACACUUUAAUCCAUGACAACAGCAAAACUGAAUUUGCCUUGGACCUGUUUCUCUACUGUGGCUGUGAAGGCUGGGAGCCAGAAUAUGGCGGCUUUACUUCCUACAUUGCUAAAGGUGAAGACGAAGAGCUGCUCAUAGUGAAUCCAGAAAACAAUUCCUUGGCAUUAGUCUACAGAGAUAGGGAGACUCUGCGAUUUGUGAAGCACAUUAACCACCGAAGCCUAGAGCAAAAGAAAACCUUCCCAGACAGAAGUGGUUUCUGGGACUUCGCGUUCGUCUAUUACGAGUAACAGGGCAAUGCCGCCUCGCAUUCACCUCAUCUGUGUUGGGAACCCUGGAGUCUUCGUGGAGUGGG